Molecule: messenger RNA, 1714 nt
Organism: Mucor mucedo
Lineage: Eukaryota; Fungi; Mucoromycota; Mucoromycetes; Mucorales; Mucoraceae
Product: coth protein-domain-containing protein
Exons: 5
Coding region: 23-1714 (563 amino acids)
Source: RefSeq, a predicted model, not a curated record
GCAGCGUUCAGGUCAUAUAACAAUGGUCUUAAAGCUAUUGUACUUGAUGUGUCUUUUGACAUAUUGUACCAAUGUAGUUUUGGGCGACGAUUUAAUUACUUACAACGUACUUAGUGUGCAAAUGCUGACCCCAGAUAAAGCUAUGGGCGUUCUGGUAGAUGGAAACUUUUUCCCUCUUCAGCAAAGUAACAGUGUUCCCAUGAUGUAUACCGGAUCGGCUCCUAAAAGUCAAAACUCGUAUCAAUAUACUGUUGCCAAAGCUAUCGAUAAAAGCAUCAUUCAUACAGAAGAAUUUCAAAGACCAUCUGAAUAUUUAACAGAAGAAAAGACAUUUAAUGAUGUGUAUGGACAACACUGGCAUAAAAUUGACGACAUGCAUAAACUCCCUCAAUUAUACGCCUUUGAUAAAGAUGAGACCGUUCACGUAGGUGGUAUGAAAGAUCCUGCAGCCAGUAACUUGUAUGAGGAUGGAACAGUUGCCACAAUUCAUAUCAAUGCGCCUCCUGAACAAAUUGAGGAAAUGCAUGCAAAAAAAAUGGAUAAAAAAGUCAAUUUACGUGCAACAAUGACCUACAUAAACUACAAUUCCAUUCAGGAGUUUCAUAAUGUAACAUUCAAAGUGAGUGGACAUUCAAGUCGUCAGUGGUCAAAGGUUCCGUACAAAGUCAAAAUUUCAAGUAAGGCAUAUCCCGACGGUUUAUACAGACGUUGGCAGUUGAAAUUAAGACCCGAAUCUACGGACCCAACUAUGAUUCGCGAGAAACUAUACAAUGAUGUUUUGAGAUCAACUGGUGUUGUGGCUGCCAGAGGAGGCUAUGCUAGGCUGUAUAUAAACAAUAAACCCAUUGGAUUAUUUCUUAUAGUUGAUGAUCCAGCAUCUACAUCAUUUAUCCGUGAAACAAUUUAUGGGGGAGACAAACAGGCUCGUAUUGGCGCAGUGAUCAAAGCAGAUGCCGCAGAAGGUUCAACAACAGCAAAUUUAAAUUAUCUUGGCGAAGACCCUUCAUCCUAUGAGAGUGAGACGUAUGAGAUUAAACGGGAGUCUCCCGAAGGAACGCCUUCUGCUGUGGAAGAUUUGAUCAACUUUACGAAAUUUAUCAGAGAAUAUGAUCCAGAUGAUGUACCAAACGAUCAUCGAGCUGUUGAGGUCUGGAAUGAACAUAUAGAUAUCACAAGCUACAUCCGUCAGUUAGCUGUUGAAUGGUUAACGGGAAAUUGGGAUGCUCAUCAAUAUGCGGGAAAUAAUUAUAUCCUUCAUCAUCAUUCCGCUUAUAAUCGAUAUCUUAUUUUACCAGUGGAUUUUGAUUACACUUUCGGUAAUGGAGUUGAAGCAGAUCAAAUGCGUUUUCUUACAGGCAAACCUUUGGAAAUGAGUGAAGGGCAGCCUGUCAAUUCUUACUUGUGGGAUAAAGUACGAUCCACACCGUAUUUGCUCAAGAUGUAUCAGAACACUAUCAAGGAUAUCAAUGAGCAUUUGACAACGCCAGACCUACUAAAUGCAAGAAUAGAUUCAAUUAUUAACCUGAUAGAAAGUUCUAUACAAUGGGAUCAUUCACUCAAGUCCCAAACUACUGGAAUCAUCACAUCCCAAUCAAUGGCUGAUUUUAGAAGCGCAUUUGAAGAGGGCACAAAGAAUAAAGUCGACCAGCUUAUUGGAUUGAAGGAAUGGAUUAGAGUCAAACAUUCUUCUGUAACAAACCUAGUGGUAGAGUAA